Octopus bimaculoides (California two-spot octopus) is the source of this 952-nucleotide messenger RNA. RefSeq names its product transmembrane emp24 domain-containing protein 1. NCBI's taxonomy places the organism in Eukaryota, Metazoa, Mollusca, Cephalopoda, Octopoda, Octopodidae. The record is from RefSeq and is a predicted model, not a curated record.
GGAAAGAGGGGGGAAGGGAGUGAGUGAUUUGAAACAAGUCGAGACGAGCACAGAAGCAAAUCCAUGUUGAUCCCCCCCAAGUCAGGUGAAAAUGGACUUAUCCAGCUGAUAGAAUCGAUAGGUAAGAAGAGUGGAAGCCUCGUACGAACAGGGAGAUGUGAAAAGAUGGCCUUCAACUGUUGUAGGUGGACGACCAAGAGGAUUGUCUGUAUUUGGUUAAUUGUUUGCAUGGCUGUAGUGGAAUCGAAUGACGGAAACUUCCAACAAGGUGUCGAGGAAAGCCACGAAGAGGCGACAGAAACGGUCAAUCUGUCCACUUUAAUGCUGCACUCCGUCGAUGUAGAGUUUAAAUUUGAAAUUGGUGCCGGCAAAGAAGAAUGUUUUUACCAACAUCUCUACAAUAAUUCUGGUGUUUACCUGACGUAUGAGAUUUUAAGAGGUGGUGAUAAAAAUAUUGAUUUCUUUUUUCGAAGACCUCAAGGUGAUAUUGCGUACAGCCAGUUGUGGCAAAGCAGAGGAACGUAUUCCCAAGAAGACUCAAAAGAAGGAGUACAUGCAAUAUGUUUUGAUAACAGCUACAGUCAUUUCUCGUCCAAACUCGUGAAUUUCUACUUCUCUGCUUAUAUACAUGGUGAAAUAUUAGCAUAUUUUGAAAACAUUGAGCAAGUGGGUGUCGCUGUGGCUAAUAUUUCGGUUUAUCUCGAGAACGUCCAUGGUCACAUUCGACAGUCUUUAGCUGAUAUAAUAACAAGUCGUUCCCAUUCUUUAGUGGAUUUUUACAAUGUUUCAGAAAAUAACAGCCGUGUUCAGUAUUGGUCUAUAUUACAAUGCAUUGUCAUUAUUUCUACAUCAUGUCUUCAAAUCUUCUUCGUACGACGUUUAUUCAAAACGAAAGAUGUCACUCCUUCCAUGAAACCAAGAGCCUAAUAAAUUUAUUGUUUAGUAUUUUUCA